UUGCUCAAUGUAAAUCCCCUCUUGAUAACGGAUUUGGUUUCACAGUUAACAAGGCACUGUAAGUCGGAUGUUGAAAUCGUAAGGCGUCUCUUUCGAUGGGUGACGACUAAAAAUUUCGAUGCUGUUGAAUAUGAUCCUUCCGCUCCUAGUGAUUCCUUUAUUGGGAUGCUUCGGAAUGUCCAAGCGGGUUCCCUCUCUAGGAAUGAGCUCUUUCACGAACUCUGUCGAUUUGCAGGAAUUUACUGCCAAUACAUAUCUGGCUACUCAAAAGGAGCUGGAUACCGACCAGGAAUGUCUCUUAAACAGGGCGCUUUGUUUCGAAACACCUGGUUGGUCGUGUUCGUGGCUGAUGGCUGGAGAUUUGUGAAUUGUAAUUGGGCCGCUCGUUACGCAACUUCUACUUGGAGUUCUCUGUCUUCUGGUCUUCCAGAUACGCCUCCUCCAAAGUGUGACGACUUCUACUUUUUCACGGAUCCUGAGCAGCACAUCUUUGAGCAUUGGCCUGAUAACAAGGUUUGGCAAUUACUCCAUGCUAAGCCUGUUUCUCAAGCGAGAUUUAUCUCCCUACCUGUACUUAAAUCCGCCUUUUUCAAUGCUGGCCUAUCCCUGAAGAAGCCUUACUCCCAAAAGCUUGUCACCAAGAAUGGACAAGUGAGUAUAAAACUACGGAUGCCUUAUUUCAUUGGAAUAUCCUGUAGCCUGGAGAAUUGUGCAGAUGGGAGCUUUCUCCGUGGCUUCUCUCUGGCCGAGGUGCUUAUCAAACCGUCGGAUAUGGUUCGCAUCCACUGUGCUCCUUCACAACCUGGUCACUAUUACCUCAAUGUCUAUGUUUCCCCCGAUUGGCGACGCGACGAUAUACGCGAACUCGCUUGCUCAUUUCAAGUGCAAUGUUGUGAAUUCAAUUACCCACGACUUGUUGUGAUGGGCCGACUUCCAGAAGUAGGGUUCUUAGGUAGAACCCUCGCUGCACAACACUUCGGCGUCUCCCUUCUCAAAAUCACUGGGAGUGGUUGCAACGGUAACCGACCCUAUAUUCUCCAUACUUCCUCAGAACCGCUCAAAAUUCCCUUCUUUAUCUCCCCUGGACUAAGGUUAUGUCAUCAACUAAAGUCGUUCGAUCGUCCUGGUCAACAGAUGACAGACUGUGACAACUUUGCUCUCCUCCAAAUGCGGCCUUCUUCCUUUCCUAGCUUUGACAGUAGCAUUGCAAGUACUUUCUCUGCGAAUGCUCUCCCUCUGCCUUACUCGGCGUCUUCAGCCAACGCUCAUUAUCACCUUCGUCUGCCUGUUAGUGCAUUCUACUACCUCACAAUAUACGCAGCCUUUGAGGAGACUGGUACAAUCACCACAGAGGCUAGCGAUCAUCUGGAGUGCGUCUACCGUAUCCUGGUAGAUGCUAGACGACCUACUAUGGCCAGUGGUUCUGGUCUUGUUCCUGCUUUUCCUAAGCAGACCUACUGGUGGGUGGGAGCUAGACUUCUAGAACCUACUCGGCUCAACCUUGAUGUCAAUAAACGUCACCUCUUCCGACUUGAUGUACCAGCUAAAUAUGUCUCAGUUGCUGUGGUGAUCAACUCCUCAGAAUGGCACUUUCUUACCUCUAAUUCUACGUCAAAUUCUAAUAGUUCUACGAACUCAGUCCGAUGGUCUGGAAAGGUGACUCCUACUGUUACUGGGGAACUGGCUGUCUAUGCUUCCACAAAAGCCGGGUCCCCAGUUAAUGAGACCUCCGAAGGUGUUCCUUAUGUCAAGCUCCUUGAACAAAAGGAGGAGUUGAUGAAACUCAAAUCCAAGUACGGUGAUGUUAAGUUGAAAAAAAAGCCCAUGGAUAAUGGAGAUAUGAGUGACGUUGACUCUGAUUCCUCCUCGUCUUCAAGUGAUUCAGAUUCGGAAUGGGAGGAUCAAGAACAGGAGGACUUCUUGCGUCUCUACGAUGCCCUCUGUCGUAAUGAUCCAGCUCUGAAUGAUGAGGAGAAGGUGUGGUUUAAGGAAAAGCCGGAGGAUGAGGGAGAAGAACAGAAGAAAUCCAAGAAGGUGAAGCCAGUCUUGUUGAAAGAUCAUGCGAGAGAGCUUUUGCUGGCUGAAGGGAAGGAUGAUGUACCCACCACUGAUCCCAAGGACUCGAACCUGAAUCCCGAUGCUAUAAAAGAGGCGUUCUUAGCUGAAACGGAGAAGCUCUUUGAAAAUAUCGAUGACGAAAUAUUCGCCAGGAAAACUCCAAGGCCCAAUUCGGACGAACCUAAAAAACUUCCAGUUGAUACCUCUCAUUUUACUUUCGAUGUAUCUCAAGAUGAUGCUGAAUUUCUGCGGGAUUAUCUUGUGAAUCGUCGUUGGAAGGCAUCGGAGAAGAAGCAGCAGCAGGGGAACGUUGCACAACGAUCUAAUCAAUCAGACCCAGAUAAAAUGGCUGAGGACAUUUUGGCAAUUAAGAAGAAACCAGCAGCAACGUUAUUAGGACUUGAUGAGCCUCUGUUAACUGCUCCUGAAGAGUUAGAAGAAGACGAUGAUUUUCUUGUCAAGGCGAGGAGAUUUGAAAAUGCUUGGAAUAAUAAUGAUGAGGAGUUGGAGAAACAGUACCCAGCAACCACUGCUUCGCGUUAUCGAUUUGAAGAGGAUGACAAGGAGUUUAUCAAAACCUACCCCCGAAAAAUCGAAGACACUCUCAGACAACCCUCUGGAAAGGGUAUGACACGAGCGGAGAAACGCAAAGCCCGAGCCGAGCGUAAAGCGGCUGAAAAGGCCGCGAAAAUGGCCGAUAUUGAAAGGCUAAAACGACUGAAGAUGGCUGAAUUCGCCGAGAGGUUGGACCGAAUUCGGAAGAGUUGUGGUGAUGGACUCGCUUUGGAGGCGAAUCUUAAUGUGGAUGCCGAGACAGGAGAUGGUGCUCAAAUGAACGAAGUCACUGAAGAAAUGAUUGAUUGCUUAGACAACGACUGGGAUCCCGAAGCACACGACCGCCUUAUUGCCAAGCUCUUCAACGACGAUUACUACGGUGCUUCGACAGCAGAUGAUGCCCUUGAGGAAGCUCCUAAAGUUGAGUCCGAUGAAGAGGACGCUGGUUUCUUGCAAAAUCUCGAUACUGGUGAUUAUGAGGACUAUCUUCCCAGACAGCACGCCUACAGUGGAAAUGAUGAAGAGGAUAAGGACUCCUCUAAAUUGGAAAAUAAAGACUUAAAGGGAAAAACAGAUGAAACAGAGACCUCUGCUCUAGCACGCGCAGCAAAAGAGAUCUACUCAACUUUGGUCCCUCGAAAACGCGGUAAACGGGCACGCGGUCGUUCCCUUCUAAGAACUGCUCUUGAUCGCGAAAAACCCACCUAUAAUCCCCAGCAAUAUCCAAAAUUUGAAGAAUAUUUCGAUCAAUUCUAUCAGCUUGAUUGCGAGGAUAUUAUCAAUGGUUCUGGACCCGGAGAUGAUGUCUUCUGUCGAUUUAAGUAUCGACAAGUGAAACCAAAUGACUUUGGAUUGACUGUGGAUGAGAUUCUCAAAGCAGAUGAGAAGGAAUUGAAUCGUUGGGUCUCAGUGAAGACAAUGUGUGCUUAUAGGAAAGCAUUGAAACGUCUCCGAAAGAAGCAGCGUAAAGCAGAGCUUUUCUCAGCUAUAGUCGCAGCUGAACGCGAUACAAGUGGAAGGCAGCUGGAUGCCAAUCUUCAGCUAAAUGGGGGUAAAUCUAGUGCUCCAUCUGGAGUGGGCGAGAAGGUAGAGGAGUUGAAGGAACUGGCGAAUAAUGAACAGGAAUCGCGUCCUAUAAGGAAACGAAAGUUGGAAAUUGCCGAGUUGGAGAAUAAAGAUUCCGUGGUAGAUGAAGCGAAGCCGGAGAAGAAAAAACGCAAACAUCAGCAUCAAGUCAAACGAUCUUCGAAGCAUCCGAAACUCUCUGAUGAGCGUCUAAAGGCUGCUGGCAUAGAUCUGAAGUCGUACAAGUACAUGAAAAUGACGGGGAAGAUGUGA
Molecule: messenger RNA, 3951 nt
Organism: Rodentolepis nana
Lineage: Eukaryota; Metazoa; Platyhelminthes; Cestoda; Cyclophyllidea; Hymenolepididae
Source: the annotation of a GenBank genome assembly